UGCACUACCACUGUUUUCAAACAAUUCACAGUAGAGAUGGCUUCAAUUGUCUCUUACAUGCUUCUUCUAAUGCCCCUUCUCAUUAGCUCUCUCAUGGUUGCUUCUGCUGGUGACUUCAACAAAGACUUUGACAUAACUUGGGGAGAUGGUCGCGCCAAGAUACUUAACAAUGGAGAGUUACUCACUCUCUCACUGGACAAAGCAUCUGGUUCAGGAUUCCAAUCCAAGAACGAAUAUCUCUUUGGGAAGAUUGACAUGCAGCUUAAGCUCGUUCCAGGAAACUCUGCUGGCACUGUCACUGCCUAUUAUUUAUCUUCAAAAGGAGCAACUUGGGAUGAGAUAGACUAUGAGUUUCUAGGAAAUUUGAGUGGUGACCCUUACAUUCUUCACACCAACGUUUUCAGCCAAGGCAAAGGGAACAGGGAACAACAAUUCUAUCUAUGGUUCGACCCAACUGCUGAUUUCCACACUUAUUCUAUAACAUGGAAUCCUCAGCGUAUAAUAUUCUCGGUUGAUGGCACUCCCAUUAGAGAGUUCAAGAACUCAGAGAAUAUUGGUGUCCCCUUCCCAAAGAACCAGCCCAUGAGAAUAUAUUCUAGUUUGUGGAAUGCAGAUGAUUGGGCAACAAGAGGUGGACUUGUCAAGACAGAUUGGACACAAGCUCCAUUCACAUCUUCCUACAGAAAUUUUAAUGCUAAUGCUUGCGUUUGGUCUUCUGGAGCAUCAUCUUGUGGUUCUUCAAGUUCUACAUCUAAUGCUGAUACUAGCAGCUCCUGGCUUUCACAGCAGUUGGAUGCUACAGGCCAAGAGAGGUUAAAGUGGGUGCAGAAGAACUACAUAAUAUACAAUUACUGUACAGACACAAAGCGCUUUCCACAGGGUCUUCCUCCAGAAUGCAACGCCUCUUAAAGAGAAAAUAGAGCAGCACAUUCGUUAUAUUUUUCUAUAAUCAGUAGAAUUCAAAUAUUGGUUUAUUGAUGCAUGCUAUUGAGUUUAAUUCUUUCAUUUGUUUCCUCUUCUGUAAUCACUAUGUUAACAAUUAAGGCCAUUCUUAAGAGGUAUAUGUAUAUCCAUUUUAUAAUAAAAGAAGAUUCUUUUCU
Molecule: messenger RNA, 1100 nt
Organism: Abrus precatorius (Indian licorice)
Lineage: Eukaryota; Viridiplantae; Streptophyta; Magnoliopsida; Fabales; Fabaceae
Product: probable xyloglucan endotransglucosylase/hydrolase protein 23
Exons: 3
Coding region: 37-909 (290 amino acids)
Biological process (GO): cell wall biogenesis; xyloglucan metabolic process
Cellular component (GO): cell wall; apoplast
Molecular function (GO): hydrolase activity, hydrolyzing O-glycosyl compounds; xyloglucan:xyloglucosyl transferase activity
Source: RefSeq, a predicted model, not a curated record